AUGGCUGCUCCAAAGAUCGCAAUUGUCUUUUACUCGAUGUACGGCCACAUCCAGGCUCUGGCUGAAGCUGAGAAGAAAGGAAUCGAAGCUGCUGGUGGCACCGCCGACAUCUACCAGAUUGCCGAGACUCUGUCAGACGAAGUUCUGGCCAAGAUGCAUGCUCCGACCAAGUCGAGCUACCCAGUCGCUGAGCCCAAGGACCUGCUCCCGUACGAUGCCAUUCUGUUCGGCAUCCCAACCCGUUAUGGAAACUUCCCUGCCCAGUGGAAGGCAUUCUGGGAUAAGACCGGCGGUAUCUGGGCCAAGGGCGAGUUCUUUGGAAAGUACGUCGGUGUCUUCGUCUCUACCGGCACUCCCGGCGGUGGCCAGGAAUCGACCGUCAUUGCCUCCAUGAGCACUCUCGUCCAUCACGGAAUGAUUUUCGUUCCAUUGGGCUAUAAGAACACUUUCCCAAUGCUAGCAAACGUUUCAGAGGUUCGUGGUGGUAGCCCAUGGGGUGCUGGAACCUUCGCUGGAGCUGAUGGUUCUCGUAAACCCACUCCUCUCGAGCUCGAGCUCGCUGAGGCACAAGGCAAGGGCUUCUACCAGGCCGUCUCAAAGGUCAGGUUCGCAUAA
Molecule: messenger RNA, 615 nt
Organism: Nannizzia gypsea CBS 118893
Lineage: Eukaryota; Fungi; Ascomycota; Eurotiomycetes; Onygenales; Arthrodermataceae
Product: minor allergen Alt a 7
Exons: 4
Coding region: 1-615 (204 amino acids)
Molecular function (GO): FMN binding; NAD(P)H dehydrogenase (quinone) activity
Source: RefSeq, a predicted model, not a curated record